CACACAACCCACGCCUCGACACGCAAACCUGCCCAACCACCCAGCCACCCCUUCCCCCGUCCAGCGCAAGCACUCCUCUGGUCGCGGAUUUGUGUCGAGUAAUAACUGCGAGGGAGCCGCCACUGUUUGGUGGUGGUGGCUGCGGCGGAAGACGGCGUUUGCUGGCUGGGUUUUCGCGUGGCCUGUUGCUGCUACUGCUGCUGCUGCUACUGCUGCUACUGCUGCUGCUGCCCUUACGCAAGGCAAUGCGCUCGGUAUCCCCGCGAGCGAGACGCAGUAUCAGAGGCAUGGGACAUCACAGCGCUUGGCAGUCCACCUGCUAACACCAUCAUCAUCAUCAUCAUCGCCGCCGCAGCUGCCGUCACCCGGUUCCUCCGGCCCGAGAUCAACUCGGCGCAACAGCGGGCGAGGCGUCGCCACUUCUUGGCGAUUUUUGUCACGAUCAACUUUUUUUCGCGUCGACUUGAAAUUCAAUUCCCGUGCUCGCAGCUGAAAGCGCGAGGCACCCGGCCACCCUGCACGCUGCGCCCGGCGCGUGCAACGCAAGUUUGCGUCUCAUCCUCCAGCCGAGCCCCUAAACCACGGCGACCAACAUCCAUUGUGGGUGACCCGCUCACGAACGGGGCGUUCAAGACGGCAAGCAAACAAGAUCCGAGGGAUAAUCCGAGAGCGAAUUGACAGAUCGUCGCUCGCCGCCGUCAUCCGAGUCGCUCGGAGUUGCGUUUGUGUCCCCCCUUGUUCCCGCGGGAGAAGAUGGUGGGCAGGCGCGCGAGGUGUUGGUGAUGCCCCCUUGCAGACCAUGGUGACAGGGUCCCACGGCUCACACAGCCUCGAGAAUAAUAAUAAUAAUACCAUUACAUCGACGACGACAUGCCUCCCACUUCUCCGUGGACCAUGCUGCCCCGGCAGCUGCCCUCCACUUCCUCGACGCCGCCGCCUCUGCCGCGGCUGCUGCUGCUGCCCCUCGCCGUGCUGUGUCUGGCUCUGGGGGCAGCCGAGUGCGAGCUGUACGGGGCAGUGUCGAUCCACAAAAUCAUCGUCGGGGGCAAGCACCGCGGGCCGCUCACCGCAGCGCAUUCGCCCUCCUCCCUGCGCUCUCGGGGGCUGAGCUACGUGUUUGGCGCCGGCGGGGGCAUGGUGACGUACUCGUGGCCGAGUAACGGGAGGCCGAGCACACGCGCCGAUCGGCUCACGCUGGGGUUCAGCACCCUGGCACCCAGCGCCGCCAUCCUGCGCGUUGACAGCCAGGACGGCCUGGGCGACUUCCUGGAGCUGUACAUCGAGGACGGGCGGAUCGCGGUGAUCUUCAACGUGGGCACGGGUGACGUGGUGCUGCGGGAGGAACGCGCGCCAGUCAACGACGGGCGCUACCACUUGGUGAAGUUCAUGCGCAGUGGCGCCAACGCCACCCUGCAGCUCGACCACUACCCGCCCAACGAGCACUAUCCGUCGCUGCGACAGCUGACCAUUUUCAACAGCCAAGCGUGGAUCCGUAUCGGAGGACGUGACCGACCCCAUCCGUUCCAGGGCCUCCUCUCUGGCCUUUACUACAAUGGCCUGAAGGUGCUGAACUUGGCGGCCGCGAGCGACGCGCACACGCGGACCGAGGGCGCCCUGCGGGUGGUCCGCGGGAUGUCGCCCCACCUGGCGACGCUGAUCGCCACGGCGACCGCCACGGCGACCGCCGAGCCCACCGGGCCCGCCGCCGGCGCCGGCGGCCCACGCACCUCCACCGCGACGCUCGUGGAGACCACCACCACGAUAACCGUGACCACGACGACGGAGCACGGGAGGAAGGCCGCCGCCACGGAGGAGGUGGAUGAGGAGGAUGAGGAGGAGGCAGAGGAGGAGGAUGAGGAGGGAGAAGCAGGAUUGGCACCGUCUGGACCCCACGUCCCAGUGAGACCGCCGCCAGCUCAGAAGGACACCCUCAUGGUGAUUACAGACGACGUGGUGGUCUCUUCAGCCGAGUGCCCCUCUGACGACGAGGACCUUGAAGAGUGUCAGCCCAGCUCAGGCAAGACGAUGUCCCUGGCCACCUACGAGGGGAGCUACAGGACCCACGUUCCUCGAUGGGACGGCGGCGGCGGUCGACGAGGAGGCGGCGAUGCGGGAGGAGGAGGUCGGAGCGGCGGUGACGGAGAUCCCCAGCGGCCGCCGUCGACGGGCGCCCCCCCCGGCCCCACGGCGGGCCACGUCGCGCCCACGCUGACGCCCGUGGCGCAGCGGCCACACGUGGGCAACAUGAACACGCACGAGGUGAAGCCGCACGAGGCCAAGCCCCCGCAGCAGCAGCAGCCGCCACACGGCGCGGCGGAAGACGGGGAAGAGGGCCGCGGCUACGGCGAGCUGAACGCCACCUUCCCCACGGUGCGACGUGCGGGCGUCGAGGCCGAGGACCCCAUGGGAAUUCCGGGCGUCGCCGAGGCCGUGCCAGAGUCGGGCAGCACCACGGGGAUGGUGGCCGGCAUCGUGGCCGCCGCCGCCCUGUGCAUCCUCAUCUUGCUCUACGCCAUGUACAAGUACCAGAGCCGCGACGGCACGCCCGGCGGCACGGCCGGCGGCGGCGGCGGCGGCGGCGGCGGCGGGGGGACUCGCGACGGCGCGGCAACGGCCGCCGGCGGCUCCCCGGCUAAGGGAGACAAGGCGUCGCCCGCAAACACUGGAGCCAGCAGCCCGUGCAGGAAGGACAAGGAGUAUUUUGUCUAAAGAUGGAAGCCCGCCUUCCCGUCACUCCUCCUCCUACCUUCUUCUUCUCCCUCCUCCACUACCCAC
Messenger RNA from Petromyzon marinus (sea lamprey), 2775 nucleotides. RefSeq names its product neurexin-1-beta-like. NCBI's taxonomy places the organism in Eukaryota, Metazoa, Chordata, Hyperoartia, Petromyzontiformes, Petromyzontidae. The record is from RefSeq and is a predicted model, not a curated record.